Messenger RNA from Brassica napus (rape), 1093 nucleotides. RefSeq names its product DNA repair protein XRCC4. The coding region runs from base 55 to 813 and encodes 252 amino acids. Gene Ontology annotation, molecular function: ATP binding; DNA binding. The transcript is spliced from 5 exons. Lineage: Eukaryota; Viridiplantae; Streptophyta; Magnoliopsida; Brassicales; Brassicaceae. Gene Ontology annotation, cellular component: DNA-dependent protein kinase-DNA ligase 4 complex; DNA ligase IV complex; nucleus. The record is from RefSeq and is a predicted model, not a curated record. Gene Ontology annotation, biological process: positive regulation of ligase activity; double-strand break repair via nonhomologous end joining; response to X-ray.
CAUCGUCGUCGCCUCGUUUGACUAGCCAAAAAAAAAAAAAAUCAGACGGUGGCGAUGGUUGAAUGGGAGAGAACGAAGCACACGUGUCUCAGACUCGUACUCUCCGGCACCGAUCCGAUAUUCGUCAAAGGCACUUGGCAUCCCUCUCGGUUCGAUAUCUCCAUCACCGAUGGCUCCUCCUCUUGGCUUUGCAACGCGACGGAGGAGGAGGUGGCGGAGCGGGCGGCGCAGUGGGACCAGCCGGUGUCGGAGUAUCUCCAGCUCGCCGAGCAGUACUUAGGGUUUCAGCAGCCUAACUCGAUCUACAGCUUCUCCGACGCUCUUGAGGGAUCUAAACGGCUGUCUUGGACGUUUGAGAAGGAAGGGACUAAACUGGAGUGGAGGUGGAAAUGUAAACCAUCACAUGAGAACAAGAAGAUCACUGUUGGGAUCUUGAAUUUUCUUAUGGAGGCUAACAUAAGGCUAAGUGAAGAAGUUGUGAACAAGACAAGAUCUUUUGAGAAGAUGGAAAGUGAAGCUGAGAAAUGCCUAGCGCAAGGUGAAAGACUCUGCAGUGAAAAAAUGGAGUUUGAGGAUGCAACUUAUUCAAAGUUCAUUUCUGUGUUAAAUGCAAAGAAGGCAAAACUCAGAGCACUAAGGGACAAAGAAGUUUCAGGGAAAGAAGUUGCAGAGGAAGAGGAAGAGUCCACGGAUAAAGGUGAAAGCUCUGAGAGUGGAAGAAGCGACAAUGAGCAUAGUGAAGAAGAAGCCUCAAAGAAGGCAGCAACAACAAGCAGCAGAGGCCGUGGCAGGAAGAGAGCUGCACGCAGUUGAGAAGUUAAUAGCUAUGACAAGAUGUGUGUCUUCACUUCACACAAACAAAAGUAGCUCAUGUUAUGUCGAAACAUCAUCGUAGGUGCACGUUGAUCCCAUCUCUCACGUUUUCCUCAAAUUUUGUACUCCGCUAACGUGUUCUCGUCUCGUCUCGUCAAGUGUUGUUUGUCUUUGUAAAGUUGUAAUGGUCUCACCGUUGUGUUAUAUGGUUUUAUGUUGACUGACAAUGUUUCUUAGUUAUCAUUCUUCAGCAAAAUCUAGAAAAUCAUGUUUUAGUGUU